CCCCACAAAACAAUUGUUUCAAACUACACCCAUGCGCCCAGCAGCUGUUAUUGAUUAGAGGAGCGAUAAAAAUCCAGUGAAGCGCAUUUAUUAACAAUAGGACAAGCGCCACUAGACUUUAAAGUUAUCUAACAUCAAUCAAGCGGUUGGAGACAUCUACAGUGCUUUUGAAGAGCGGCCACCGGCAUUCCUAGAACCUUUAGUAGCUGAAACAUGGCCAAGCUGGACGAGCGGAUCGGUUUUAUCGGGGGCGGAAACAUGGCCUUUGCCAUCGGCUCCGGCCUCGUCCGUUGCGGGAUCGUCAAGGCCAGCCAGGUGGUGGUCUCGGGUCCGCACAUCGAGAAUCUGCAGCGCUGGAGGGACCUGGGCGCCGACACCAGUGACGACAACAACCUGGUGCUGGAGCACACAGACAUAGUCUUCAUCUGCGUCAAGCCGCACAUGCUCGCCCCCUGCGCGGCGCAGCUGAAGUUCAAGCACGUGCCUUCCGCCAAGGACGCCAACAAGCUAAUUGUCUCGGUACUGGCUGGCACCACCCUUCAAACGCUGGAGGAACAGUUCGCCUUCAUGCAGAACUCCGGCCUGAAGGUGAUUCGCACCAUGCCCAACACAUCCAUGCAGGUGGGCGAGGGCUGCACCGUGUACACGGGCAACGCGCGGGUCACACACCACGACCUCGAGAAAAUUCAUCUCAUGCUCAACGCUUUGGGGCUGGCCCAGCAAGUGCCCGAGACUAUGAUCGACGCCGUCACCGGAGUGGCCGGUUGCGGUCCGGCCUUCGUCUACACCAUCAUCGAGGCUUUGGCUGACGGCGCUGUAAAGCAGGGGGUGCCCCGGCAGAUGGCUCUGCAAUUCGCAGCUCAAACUCUGCUGGGAGCAGCCAAGACCGUGCUCAUGACCGGCAAGCAUCCGGCUGUGCUACGGGACGAGGUGUGCUCACCCGGAGGUUCCACCAUCGUGGGCGUUCAUGAGCUGGAAAAGGGAAACCUGAGAGCUACGUUGAUAAAUGCAGUGGAGAAAUCUUGUCAGCGGUCCGCUGAACUCGGAAAGAAAUGAAGCGCUCCCGGUCUCCAGCUUCCCAUCUUUGGCUCUCUACACUUAAUAUUGUUAAUAGAAAACGCUUCGUGUUGAUAUUAUAUUACUACUAAUGUAAAGCUUCAA
Drosophila kikkawai is the source of this 1161-nucleotide messenger RNA. RefSeq names its product Pyrroline 5-carboyxlate reductase (gene P5cr). Lineage: Eukaryota; Metazoa; Arthropoda; Insecta; Diptera; Drosophilidae. Gene Ontology annotation, molecular function: pyrroline-5-carboxylate reductase activity. Gene Ontology annotation, biological process: L-proline biosynthetic process. The record is from RefSeq and is a predicted model, not a curated record.